AUGGUGUUCGAAGAUGGAAAUCCCGAAUGGAUCAAAGUUGGUCUUCCAAUUACUUUUCGUCGGAUGCAUGUUGCUGCACCUCCCCUACCUCAACGAAGACUAAGAAAGAUGCCAACCUAUCGAGCUGAAGAAGGACAGCAUCCACAGGAGCAAGCCCCAGCCACCUUAGACAUGCACCAAUUACAAGAGGCUAUUGAUACCUUGUCAAGGCAAUGCAUGGAAAAUCAAGGGGCACAGAAGGAGCUUCAAAUGCAAAUAAUGGACCAUCAAGAAGAGUCACUCUCUAGAUGGAUGAAUCAACAAGGGGAAUGGCAAAAACAAAUGAUGAAACAGCAAUUGGAACAAGGGAGACAAUGGAGUGAGUCCUUCCACAACCUGAACCAAAAGCAAGAUCAACAACAAGAAGCCAUCCAAAAGCUAAUCAACAUCCAAACACAUCAAGGUGCACACAUUCAUGAGAUGCAUCGGAAACAAAGAGAACAGGUAGAUCUUUUCGAUGAAUACAGAGCAUUUUUGGAAGGGGUUUAUAUGAGUGAGAUAGGAUACUGA
Arachis stenosperma is the source of this 549-nucleotide messenger RNA. RefSeq lists its product as uncharacterized. The record is from RefSeq and is a predicted model, not a curated record. Bases 1 to 549 code for a protein of 182 amino acids. The transcript has a single exon. Lineage: Eukaryota; Viridiplantae; Streptophyta; Magnoliopsida; Fabales; Fabaceae.